AUGGGUGAAGAAACUGGUGAGGAAUCGAAAGCUAGCAUCGGCAAAGCAAUCGAAGCAAUCUCUUCUUUGAUUUCACUCUCUCACUCAAUCAAAUCCUUCAACGUCAAAUGGCAACUCAUAAGAACAAAACUCCAAGAGCUUUACUCUGGUCUCGCAGCUCUGCAGAAUCUCGAUUCCGGAUUCGACCCAUCUCUCUCAAGCUUAAUCUCCGCUAUUCUCGCUUCUCUACGAGACUGCUACGAUCUCGCGACUCGUUGCGUUAACGUCUCUUACAGUGGGAAGCUCCUGAUGCAGAGCGAUUUAGAUGUUGUUGCCGGGAAAUUCGACCGGCACACGAGGAAUCUGUCUCGGAUUUACUCAGCUGGAAUUCUCAGUCAUGGUUUCGCGAUCGUUGUUUCGAAGCCUAAUGCUAAUGCUUGUAAAGAAGACAUGAGGUUUUACAUUAGGGAUUUACUCACGAGGAUGAAGAUUGGAGAUCUGGAGAUGAAGAAACAAGCUUUGAUUAAGCUUAAUGAAGCUAUGGAAGAAGAUGAUAGAUAUGUUAAAGCUGUGAUUGAAAUCAGCGAUAUGGUUAAUAUCCUUGUUGGGUUUCUUGAUUCUGAGAUUGGGAUUCAACAAGAAUCUGCAAAAGCUGUGUUUUUUAUCUCUGGAUUUGCUUCUUACAGAUCUGUUUUGAUCAGAUCGGGUGUGAUUGGUCCUCUUGUUAGGGUUCUUGAGAAUGGGGAUGAUGUUGGUAGAGAAGUGUCUGCAAGGUGUUUGAAGAAAUUAACAGAGAAUUCAGAGAAUGCUUGGUCUGUCUCUUCUCAUGGAGGAGUCUCGGCAUUGCUAAAGAUAUGUUCUUGCGGCGAAUUCGGAGGCGAAUUGAUCGCUAGCUCGUGUGGAGUGUUGAGAAAUCUCGUCGGUGUUGAAGAAAUCAAGAGGUAUAUGAUCGAAGAAGACGACACGAUGACCACUUUCAUCAAGCUUAUUGGAUCAAAAGAAGAGAUUGUUCAGGUAAAUUCUAUUGAUCUAUUGUUAAGUGUGUGUUCUAAAGACGAACAAACCCUCGAAAUAUUGGUUAGACAAGGAGGAAUCCAGGAGCUAGUGAGUGUAUUGUCAGAUCCUAAUUCGUUGUCCUCUUCGAAAUCUAAGGAGAUAGCAUUAAGAGCAAUUGAUAACUUAUGUUUCGGUUCCGCCGGUUGUUUGAAUACACUGAUGAGUUGCAAAUUCUUGGAUCAUUUGCUGUAUCUGCUAAGAAACGGGGAGAUUUCUGUUCAAGAAUCGGCCUUGAAGGUCACGUCUAGGCUAUGUAGUUUACCAGAAGAGGUUAAGAGGAUAAUGGGAGACGUGGGUUUUAUGCCUGAGUUGGUUAAAUUUCUUGACGCCAAAUCUUUAGAUGUAAGAGAAAUGGCGAGUGUAGCGCUCUACUGUUUGAUCUCGGUUCCAAGGAACAGGAAGAAGUUUGCGCAAGACGACUAUAACAUUAGCUACAUUCUCAAGUUGCUAGACCAUGAAGACGGAAGCAAUGUGAGCAGCGAUUCAGGUAACACAAAGUUCUUGAUAUCGAUAUUGAUGUCUUUAACGAGCUGUAAUAGCGCGAGAAGAAAGAUUGCGGCUUCAGGGUAUUUGAAAAACAUAGAGAAGCUAGCAGAAACUGAAGGCUCAGAUGCUAAGAAACUUGUGAAGAAGCUAUCUAAGAACAGAUUCCGUAGCAUACUUAGUGGUAUUUGGCAUUCCUAA
Messenger RNA from Arabis nemorensis, 1719 nucleotides. Lineage: Eukaryota; Viridiplantae; Streptophyta; Magnoliopsida; Brassicales; Brassicaceae. The record is from the annotation of a GenBank genome assembly.